GCCCCAGCCGCCGCGGCAGCUCCAGCGGCAGCAGCGGCGGGCGGCGGCGGCGGCAGUAGCAGCAGUCGCAGGAGCAGCAGGAGCAGCAGCAGCAGCAGCAGCAGCUUGUUGAUUUCGGGGUUGGUGAAUUUCGCCGGCUGCACACAGCACUUUUCCGGCCCAGGAGCGGGGCAGGAGCACAGGGGGCCCGCGGCCAAGGCCAGGGCCCGGACCCCGCGCCCGCCGCCGCUGCCUCUGCAGCCGCCUUGAAGGCUCCGGGAGGCGGGGAGCGGCUGAAUCCCCGCGGGCAGGCUCCGGGCCGGGGCGCCCCUCGCCCACUUGCAAGCUUGCACUGGCGCGCACGCCUCGGCUCAGCCUCCGCGGGGAGCUCGGCUCGGCCCCAGCAGGCAGUCCAGAGCGCGCAGGAGGGAGGCUGAGGCUGAGCCGCCGCCGCCGCCAGCACCACGUCCAGGGAGCGGCCGGAGGCCGGGACUGGGGUCGGGGCCGGGGUCGGGGCCGGGGCUGGGGCCGGGCCAGGGGCGGGGAAGCGCCUUGCGCGGAGGCUCCGGGGCAUUUUGCGUGAAGAUGGCGGCUCCCGUGGCCAACAAGGCUGGCUCUGGCUCUGGCUCUGGCUCCAGCUCGGGCUCGGGCAGCCACAAGCCCGCCUUCCCGGAGCUGGAUUUCCGCUCGGGGGCCCGCAUCGAGGAGCUGAACAAACUCAUCCAGGAAUUCACCCGGCACGACCAGCGCGAGUACGACGACCAGAGGGCCCUGGAGAUCCACACGGCCAAGGACUUCAUCUUCUCCAUGCUAGGGAUGGUGCAGAAGCUGGACCAGAAGCUGCCGGUGGCCAACGAGUACCUGCUGCUCUCGGGGGGCGUCCGGGAAGGCGUGGUGGACCUCGACCUGGACGAGCUGAACGUCUACGCCCGGGGCACCGACUACGACAUGGACUUCACCCUGCUGGUGCCGGCCCUGAAGCUGCACGACCGCAACCAGCCCGUGACGCUGGACAUGCGCCACUCGGCCCUGUGCCACUCGUGGCUCAGCCUGCGGCUCUUUGACGAGGGCACCAUCAGCAAGUGGAGGGACUGCUGCACCGUGGCCGACCACGCCAGCGGGGCCACCAACUACUUCUUCUCGCCCAUCAAGGUGGCCGAGUGGUUCUACGACUCCAUCCGCGUGGUGCUGUCCGAGGUGCAGAAGAAGCCGCAGCGGGGCAUGCCGCGCGUGGACAAGGUGGAGAAGAGCGGCACCAUCCUGUCCAUCAUCCUGGGCGUGGGCAGCAGCCGCAUGCUCUACGACAUCGUGCCCGUGGUGUCCUUCAAGGGCUGGCCGGCCGUGGCGCAGAGCUGGCUCAUGGAGAACCACUUCUGGGACGGCAAGAUCACGGAGGAGGAGGUCAUCAGCGGCUUCUACCUGGUGCCCGCCUGCUCGCACAAGGGCAAGAAGGACAACGAGUGGCGGCUGUCGUUCGCGCGCAGCGAGGUCCAGCUGAAGAAGUGCAUCUCGAGCAGCCUGAUGCAGGCGUACCAGGCGUGCAAGGCCAUCAUCAUCAAGCUGCUGUCGCGGCCCAAGGCCAUCAGCCCGUACCACCUGCGCAGCAUGAUGCUCUGGGCCUGCGACCGGCUCCCCGCCAGCUACCUGGCGCAGGAGGACUGCGCCGCCCACUUCCUGCUGGGCCUCAUCGACGACCUGCAGCACUGCCUCGUCAACAAGAUGUGCCCCAACUACUUCAUCCCGCAGUGCAACAUGCUGGAGCACCUGGGCGAGGACACGGUCAUGCUGCACGCGCGCAAGCUCUCCUCCGUGCGCUCGGACCCCGCCGAGCACCUGCGCACGGCCAUCGAGCACGUCAAGGCGGCCAACCGGCUGACCCUGGAGCUGCAGCGGCGCGGGAGCGCCACCAGCAUCCCCUCCCCCCAGUCCGACGGGGGCGACCCCAACCAGCCCGACGACCGCCUGGCCAAAAAGCUGCAGCAGCUGGUGACCGAGAACCCGGGCAAGUCCAUCUCGGUCUUCAUCAACCCCGACGACGUCACCCGGCCGCACUUCAGGAUCGACGACAAGUUCUUCUGAGCUUCCGGCCGCCUCGGUUCUUCCCCGGGUUCGAGCCCACCGUCUCCGCGGAGUUUAGUGUGUGUCUGCGUGCGGGCUCUUUCGCUCUCUCUCGCGCUCGUCCGGCACAGGCUGGCUCCGUCGGGAACGGCCUCCCCACAGAAGGCUUCCGCUCUCCCGGUGGACCUCGGACCUUCCUCUUCCUCCUCGUCACCGUCACCGAGGGGGUCUGCUUGGGGGGCCAGCCGGGCCAGGGGGCUUGUUUGCUUUCUUCAGACAACUUGAGCCAUAGCUGCGGUCGUGCCCACGGCCUUGCUGGCCACCUUCGUUCCCCUCCGUCCCUCCGUCCCUCCCCUGGUGUGCCGCUCUGGCGGCGGCGGGGAAGCUCUCCUCCCCUACGAGAAAUCUAUUUUUAUUUGGGGCUUUUUUAUUUGUCAUGAGCUUCCAUCUCGGAACGCCAGAGAGAAGGCGGGAGGAGCAGCGCCUUGGAUCAGCCUUGCUGAUGGCGUCGCUCGGGGCCUUCUUCCCCCUUUUUAAUCCACCAAGAAAACCCAGACUCGGAGAGCCGUUCAUGGCUACUGACUCGUAGCCGUGGAAGCCGCCUCUGUGAAUGUAGUCAUCCUCGAGCCCAGCCGCGCGGCCGAGCUUUCCAGGUGGACUGCGGUGCCCGAGCGCUCGUCGUGCUGUCAUUAUUUGAAGCCUUAUUUAAAUCCUAUUAAAGAACAUACCAUCGUCCAUGUUAUUUGCACUAAUGAAAUCUCUGCCAUUGUCUUCGUCCUUGUGUGUGUGUGUGCGCGUGUCUGUGUGUGUGUGUGUGUGUCCGUCCACCUCCCUCGAUGACCAUCUGCUGGUGAAAUGCAGCCUCACCCUGGAGGUCCUCCUGGAACCACACUGGAACGCUCCUGGGCAUCCGUCGUGUUCUCCUGAGACACGUGGUGAGGAACGGCCCAAAGCUCGGCUCCAGGGGUGCCUCCUCCGUCCGCUGUGCCCGCUGCUCCGCGGCAGAGUGGGCACGGCACGGCCCUGGACGUCCGGCCUCACCCUACACUCGGUGCCAGCCCUUCGGGGCAGACGUCUCGCUGACUGGAAAGCCUCUGUGUCAAGCGCGGACUCUGCCUCUUCUGUACUGCAGACGUAACUGCCGCCCUGCUCGGGCUGAGGCCUCGGUCAGCUUUCCUCGGCGACCUCCCUCCUCCAGACUGCGGCGGGUCUCGCCUUGGCGGAAGCGGGGCUUGGCAGCCUUGGGGUUUGCAUGGGAAUUCGUGUUAUGCUUCUAAAAGAGAAUGAACUUAGUGAACCACCUGAAGUCAAAGACAGGGCAAACGAUAAUAAAAUAAUAGACAUUU
This is a messenger RNA of Monodelphis domestica (gray short-tailed opossum), 3383 nucleotides long. It is a transcript of the gene MB21D2, whose product is annotated as Mab-21 domain containing 2. The record is from RefSeq and is a predicted model, not a curated record. NCBI's taxonomy places the organism in Eukaryota, Metazoa, Chordata, Mammalia, Didelphimorphia, Didelphidae.